Messenger RNA from Zasmidium cellare ATCC 36951, 1455 nucleotides. RefSeq lists its product as uncharacterized. The record is from RefSeq and is a predicted model, not a curated record. The transcript has 3 exons. The coding region runs from base 1 to 1455 and encodes 484 amino acids. Gene Ontology annotation, molecular function: tRNA-guanosine(34) queuine transglycosylase activity. NCBI's taxonomy places the organism in Eukaryota, Fungi, Ascomycota, Dothideomycetes, Mycosphaerellales, Mycosphaerellaceae.
AUGAACGGGACGGCAAACGGCACGCUGGCGCAGCUGCCCGACGAGAUGUUCAGCAUCAUCCAGGCCACCGCCGGCACCCCCUCUCCACGCCUCGCUCGCCUCUGCCUCCCCGGUAGACGCAUCAUCGACACGCCGCACUACUUGGCCAGCACCUCGCGCGGCGUCGUACCGCAUAUCACACAGGAUACCUUCCGCCGGGACACCUCCAUCAACGGCGUCUACGUGGCCCUCGAAGACUUCAUCGAGCGAGCACCGCGAAAGGUCCCACCUCUAUACCAGUUCAAACCACUUGAUGGAGCGUCUCCACUGAGGAAGUUCGUUGCACUGCCGGACGAUGCGCUGCUGGUGCUUGGGGCGAGGAGAUCGCCGCCUGUAGCUGCGCCCGCUGCGAACCCGAAUACGGACACCACGAUCUCGAUAUGUACGGCAGUGGGGUUCAGACAGCUCAAGGUCGAUGAGUAUGCGGAAGAGACGGAGGAGCUGAAGGCGGAUAUCUUGGUGGGACUGGGAGACGUGCCUUACGGAAGAGCAUUGGGCAAUAAGAGGGUGGAGAGAGCUACAGAUCGAAUGAUCCAAUGGCUGCAAGAUCAUGUUGCGCUGAGGGAGGAGCGGAAGGAUGGAUAUGGACACCAGGCGAAGCUGUUUGCGUCGCUGAUACCGGUCGAGUGCAGGAAGCAGCAGUUCUACAUUGAUUGUCUGGCUGAGGAGUUGGUCAAGGACAUCUCUGGGCUGGCAUUGUACAAUCUUUCGACUUUGGAAGACAUACCAGAGAGUCUGGCACAUCUGCCUCGCCUAGGCUUUACCGAGCCAAAGACGCCGCACGAGAUCCUGCAACAGGUUGCUUUGGGCAUGGACAUUCUCACGAUCCCCUUCAUUGGCGCUGCGACGGAUGCUGGAAUUGCCUUGGACUUCACCUUCCCGCCACGGCACGCACCCAAUGGCUUGGAGCCGCGUUCUUUGGGAGUCGACAUGUGGUCCGCCGAGCACGCCGUCGACGUAUCUCCGUUGAGUGAGAGCUGCCAGUGCUACGCCUGCACCAACCACCACCGAGCCUACCUUCAACAUCUCCUGGCUGCCAAAGAGAUGCUUGGCUGGGUGCUAGUGCAGAUCCACAACCACCACACCAUGGACCUCUUCUUCGCCGGCAUUCGCCAGAGCAUCGCCCGAGACACCUUCGACGAAGACGUGAAUACAUUCAGCAAAGUCUACGAGAGCCAGCUCCCAGAAAAGACGGGCCAGGGGCCCAGAGUGAGGGGAUACCAGUACAGGGCUGAAGGACCUGGCGAGUCGAAGAAGAAUGCCAUCGCCUUUCAGCAUAAGAUGAACGAUGGGAAGGAGAAGCUUGCAGAGGGGACGCCGCCGGCUGCGGAUGUCGACGCUGAGGAUUUGGAGGUCAAGGGCUUUGGUGAGAAGGAUGAGGUGGAGGUUAGCUCGACUACCAGACGGGCUGGUUGA